UCAUGUUGGAUUUGAGUGUCCGCCAUUUAGAAACGAUCAACUGGACAUUCUGGUGAAAUUUAAAUGUUUUUUCUAUUGUUACAGGGCUCAGCUGAUUCUAAUUACUCCCAACCUUCGUCAGAUCUAUCACUUGACGAGGAGAAAGAGACAUUACGAAGAGAGAAGGAGAGGCAAGCACUUAGUCAACUCGAAAAAGCAAGGACCAAGCCGGUAGCAUUUGCUGUUCGAACCAACGUAGCCUACGACGGAUCAUUGGACGACGAUUCUCCAGUACACGGUUACGCCAUUUCCUUCGAGAUCAGAGAUUUUUUACACAUCAAAGAGAAAUACGACAACAACUGGUGGAUAGGACGAUUGGUCAAAGAAGGCUGCGACAUCGGUUUCAUUCCCUCCCCAGUCAAGCUAGAGAAUCUGCGACUGCAACAGGUUGCUACCAGGACGACCAAGCUCUAUUCGAGUAAAACGAGUUCGAGCUCCAACAUCGGGGCAGCUGGUAACGAUGUUUCCAGAGGUAGCACUCCUCCCACACCUGGAGACGAAUCUGACUCGAUGGGCAACCCUCGCACUGGCAAAUCCCUUACGACGCCCCCGGCCAAGGAGAAGAAGAAGCCCUUCUUCAAAAAGCAGGAGGCCACGGCGCCCUACGACGUGGUUCCCUCCAUGCGGCCGGUGGUGCUCGUCGGGCCCUCUCUCAAGGGCUACGAGGUCACCGACAUGAUGCAGAAGGCCUUGUUCGAUUUCCUCAAGCACAGGUUCGAGGGCAGGAUAAUCAUAACGAGGGUGAUGGCGGAUAUAUCUCUGGCGAAGCGCUCCCUGCUGAACAACCCCUCGAAGCGUGCCAUCAUGGAACGUUCCACCACCAGAUCGACUUGUCUGUCAGAAGUGCAGGCGGAGAUCGAACGCAUUUUCGAACUGGCCACCACUCUGCAGCUGGUCGUGCUGGAUUGUGAUACUAUUAAUCAUCCUUCGCAACUUGCCAAAACUUCCUUAGCUCCUUGUAUUGUAUAUCUUAAAAUUAGUAGUCCUAAGGUAUUGCAAAGGCUUAUCAAGUCCAGGGGAAAGAGUCAAGCUAGGCAUCUCAACGUCCAGAUGGUUGCUUCAGAAAAAUUAGCUCAAUGCCCUCCGGAAAUGUUUGACGUCAUUUUAGACGAGAAUCAAUUGGAGGAUGCUUGCGAGCACAUAGCUGAAUAUCUAGAGGCUUAUUGGAGAGCUACACAUCCGGAAACAGGUGUUCCGAAUGUACCUCGACCAAUGGGAACCUCUCCUCAAGCGUCACCUAGCGGGGACCAAGGAAGACCCACAUUGCCAGCCCACCACGAUGUAUAUGGAUACUCCCACGAAUCUCGAGGUAGUCAUGCAGGUGUUAGAUACAUUGGAUUGCAAAGUUGGGAUUCAGUAGACUCUUUAGAAUCACUAUCGUUCUUAUAG
Molecule: messenger RNA, 1428 nt
Organism: Phaedon cochleariae (mustard beetle)
Lineage: Eukaryota; Metazoa; Arthropoda; Insecta; Coleoptera; Chrysomelidae
Source: the annotation of a GenBank genome assembly